Messenger RNA from Lachancea lanzarotensis, 750 nucleotides. It is a transcript of the gene YIP1, whose product is annotated as LALA0S06e01926g1_1. Lineage: Eukaryota; Fungi; Ascomycota; Saccharomycetes; Saccharomycetales; Saccharomycetaceae. Gene Ontology annotation, cellular component: membrane; trans-Golgi network. Gene Ontology annotation, biological process: vesicle fusion with Golgi apparatus; endoplasmic reticulum to Golgi vesicle-mediated transport. The coding region runs from base 1 to 750 and encodes 249 amino acids. The record is from RefSeq and is a predicted model, not a curated record. The transcript has a single exon.
AUGUCUUUCUACAACCCUGGACUAGCCAACGAAGGCAACAACUUUUACCAAUCUUCUGCACCAUUUCAAGUACCUCAAGGAUCCAUGUCUUUUUCGCAACAACCGGCAUCUGGACAAGCGUUUGCGCGUGAGCCAUUGGCCUCCGGCGUACUCAAUGCACUCUCUACUAAGGGCUAUCCUGACGAGCUGCCUCUUUUGGAAGAGAUUGGUAUCAAUUUCUCUCACAUUGUGAGCAAAACCAAGAUGGUACUCACACCUUUGCAGAGGGCAGAUUCGCUUCCUCUGGAGGUCGUAGCCGACUGUGAUUUAGCCGGUCCGCUAAUUUUUUGUCUUUUGUUCGGCACUUUAUUGUUGGCCGCUGGCAAAGUGCAUUUUGGAUACAUUUACGGUGUGGCCUUGUUCGGCACGGUCUCAUUGCACACGCUGUUAAAGUUGAUGGGAAGCGGAGGCAACACUAGUGGCGGCACCGUCGAUAGCACACAGCGUCAGUCCGAUCAACUAUUUCUAAGAACGGCGUCCAUUUUGGGCUACUGUUUCUUGCCGUUAUGUCUGUUAUCCUUGAUUGGCGUUUUCGCUUCGCUCAACAACGUUCUGGGAUACACACUAGCUUUGGUCUUCGUCUGUUGGUGCACUUGGUCAUCCUCGGGAUUCUUUACCGCUGCCAUGCACUUGCACAACACCAGGGUUCUCAUUGCGUAUCCUUUGUCCAUUUUUUACAGCGUUUUUGCAUUAAUGGCCAUAUUCGUGUAA